This is a messenger RNA of Eimeria necatrix, 321 nucleotides long. RefSeq lists its product as hypothetical. The transcript has a single exon. The record is from RefSeq and is a predicted model, not a curated record. NCBI's taxonomy places the organism in Eukaryota, Apicomplexa, Conoidasida, Eucoccidiorida, Eimeriidae. Bases 1 to 321 code for a protein of 106 amino acids.
AUGGUGCUUUCCAACUUGCUGCGGUCCCGCGGAAACUCCAGCUUCACCUCCCGCAGGUGCGACUGCAGCAGCAGCAGCAGCAGCAGCAGCAGCAGCAGCAGAACGAGCAGCAGCAGCAAGCAGCAGCAGCACAAGCAGCAGCAGCAGCAGCAACCAGCAGCAGCAGGACGAGCAGCAGCAGCAGCAGCAGCACAAGCAGCAGCAGCAGCACAAGCAGCAGCAGGACGAGCAGCAGCAGCAGCAGCAGCAGCACAAGCAGCAGCAGCAGCAGGACAAGCAGCAGCAGCAGCAGAAGCAGCAGCAAAUUCAAAAUCCUCUUAA